Rhincodon typus (whale shark) is the source of this 2378-nucleotide messenger RNA. RefSeq names its product QRFP-like peptide receptor. Gene Ontology annotation, biological process: neuropeptide signaling pathway. NCBI's taxonomy places the organism in Eukaryota, Metazoa, Chordata, Chondrichthyes, Orectolobiformes, Rhincodontidae. The coding region runs from base 184 to 1443 and encodes 419 amino acids. Gene Ontology annotation, molecular function: peptide binding; G protein-coupled receptor activity. The transcript has a single exon. The record is from RefSeq and is a predicted model, not a curated record. Gene Ontology annotation, cellular component: membrane.
GGCUGAUCGGCUCAGGGAGGCAGCACUGGGAUGGGACUGACCUGGGUGCUGGGAGCUGACUCUCUCCCAGCUUCUGGUUGCUGAGAAACCAGCUGCUGCUUUCCAGAAGCCAGUGAGGGAAACUAAUCAAGAGGGUGAGCUCCACACAUUUCUACCCUGACCCUAACUGACCUCGGUGGCACCAUGAAUGUGACUCCGUUCAGUUUAGAAUUACUUGCAGGAUUUCCCAGGAACGUUUCCCUAUUCCCUCCCAACAGCAACCUGAGCUUUUGGGAGACUAUUCACUUAAACAUCAACCUGCUGUUCUCGGGGUAUGAACCCACGACCAUUGUCUUGGGGGUGAUCUACACUCUGUCCUUCAUCAUUGGGUUAGUGGGCAAUAUCAUGGCUUUGAGGGCCCUCACCAGGAAGAGGAGGAACCGACUGGAGGGGGCCACAACCACCAGGAGUCUGUUGGUGAACCUGGCGACCUGUGAUAUGAUGGUAGUAUGUAUCUGCAUGCCCGUUACUCUGGGCCACCAGGUCUACAACGCUUGGGUGUUUGGAGACUUCAUGUGCAGGGCCGUCCCGUUUGUGCAAGCAGUUGCUGUCUCUGCCAGCGUCUUAAGCCUGGCAGUGAUCAGCCUGAACCGUUACUACAGUGUGCACAACCCCCUGCACGCCAGGUCAUUCUUCACCUGGAGAAGAAUCUGCUGCAUGAUCGCCGGGGUCUGGCUUCUGUCGUCCGGCCUCUGUAUGCCUUUAAUCUUCAUGAAUCAGACGGAAGAGCUGGUGCUUCUGGACGGGAAGCUGACCAUCCCGGUGUGCACAGAAAGCUGGUCCUCCGUGAGGCUGAGACAGGGCUAUAACUUCCUUCUGUUCUGCGCUCUGUACGGCUUCCCAGUGCUCUUCAACCUCCUCAUCUGCUUCCUGACUGCCCGCCGCCUCUGGAGUAACCAGGACCGCUUCCAGGAGGGUAACAAGAGGCACUUGGUGGGGAACAGCUCCCGGCUGAAGACCCGCAAGAAGAUUGUCAAGAUGGUGGUGGCUCUAGUUCUCCUCUUCACCUUGUCCUGGCUGCCCUUCUAUGUGAUUGACAUCUGGAUUGACUUCAGUGUUCCCAAUGCCCAGCCGGACGGUGCCCACCAGGACUGGAUCCUUCAUGUUCGAUCCUUUGCCCAGUGGUUGGGUCUCACCAAUUCCAGCCUCAACCCUCUCUGCUACUGUUUCAUGGGCAACCUGUACAGGUCUGUGAAGAGGAUCAAGAAAAGCUACAGGGAGCGAAUCUCUUCUGCCCUCAACCUGAACAUGUCUCAGACUCCAUUCAACUCCUCGAUCCUGCUGUCUUACCGAGCUGCCAAUGACAUCCCCAAAACUGACUUCAACAACUGGGCAGGCGGCCAGGCGCUCACUAAAGGCGAAUGUGGAUCUUCUGGAACUAUUUGCGAAACAACCUUCGAAUAAACACUGUUAACCUUAAUUGUAGUAAACUUGUUCAGACAUGAGUUACCUCAGUGUCCUUUACCAGAUCCUCUUUAUGCCGAGUUUACACUCCGUAGGUAAUCAGGAGUAUGAUUUGUCAAUUGUUUCGGUUCCUGUGUGUUUUGCUCCUACAGUAAAAAAAAACUUGCUUCUUCCUGCAAUUUUCCUUUGAAACGGGCGGGAGCGCUAUUAAUGGGUCAAUAUUCUGUCCCAGGGUUAUCCCUGCCUCGUUCAGGAGUCGGCAAGCAACAAGUUAUCAAGCCCUGAGAUCAAAAGAGAAGCGAGAUCUAAGGACAAAUGCGACUCCCUGCGAUGCGAAGGGUCUGAGCUGUAUGAUUCUAUGACUUUAUGACUAUGACUGAACCAGUUGCCAGUUCAAGGAAAAUCGCCAUCUGUCAAAUAUAAACAGACCAUAAAAUGAAAUUAUGGCAUUGUAGUGAAAGGUGAAAAUAUGGCACGUAGAUAAUAAUCAUUGAAAAUAAAAGUAAUGGCAUUCUGAUUAAAUCACUCUCAAGCAUAGUCCUAAGAUGUUGCUUUCUGACUUUGCGUGUUACAAUAGUCUUCCAGGUUUACUAUUCAGAGCUUCUGAUUUUGGAUAUAUGGUCUGUUGAGCAGUUAAGAAGGAGUGAGAUAAUCAUAUUGAGGCUCUGGAGAAAGGCUCUCUGUCGUUAAAUAGAACACAAAUAGACUUAACAUUGAAAUAGGUCUGGGUCCUCACACAAAUACAGACUUGUAAGGGACAGAAAUCUGAUGUCCGAUUUCAUUCCACUUGUGCUAGCUCCUCUGCACUAGGGCUGCUGAAUAAAAUGAAAAUGAACUGAGAUUCAUCACAAGGCAACUUGAAAGCAUUGCUAAAGGCCAUUGCUAAAGACUGGGACAUGGGGAUGAAAUAUAUUUAACUCAUUAUGCCGAAUAAA